AUGGCUGGCAAGGCAACAUACAAGCCGGAAGAGAUUUACUGGAUCCUUCGCAAAGUCUUCCAGUUUCGCGUUUCCGAUAAUGACUUGAUCAUGACCCAAUUUCAAACAGAAUUUGGCCGAGAGCUUUUAAAAACACAGUUGCGGUACGUCAAGCAAGCGUACGGUGACAGUCCUGACUACAAUUGCCCAAGGAGUACAAAGUACCCGAUGCUCCCGAAGCACGAGAACCUCUGGAACCUCCAGAAGCGCCGCGUCAGCAAAAAGCGAGGCGUGCGAAGAGAGUCAGUCAAGUCCGUCUAUGAUGAGUUCGUGAUGAAUGCCAAAGGACCGCUAGAUCCUCGGCCAGAAGAAGCUGACCCAUCUCACGAGAGGAUGGACAUGAGCGACUACUCUGAGCGAGAAGCGGAUAGCGGCAGCAGCCAAAUGUCUGAGGCACUGAACCGCACUACUCCACGGUAA
Akanthomyces muscarius is the source of this 459-nucleotide messenger RNA. RefSeq lists its product as uncharacterized. The transcript is spliced from 2 exons. Lineage: Eukaryota; Fungi; Ascomycota; Sordariomycetes; Hypocreales; Cordycipitaceae. Bases 1 to 459 code for a protein of 152 amino acids. The record is from RefSeq and is a predicted model, not a curated record.